AACUUUUUAUUGUGGUUUGUCCGUUCCGAGCGCUCCGCAGAGCAGUCCUCCCUGUAAGAGCCUAACCAUUGCCAGGGAAACCUGCGCUGGGCGCUUCCUUCAUUACUAGUAAUUUUUUAUUAAUCUAAUUAAUAAUUAUUUUUCCCCUAUUUAAUUUUUCCCCUCCUCCCAGGUGGAGUUGCUGGAAGCUGGGGUGGGGGAGACCUGGGGAGGGCGGGGUGGGAGGGGAGAGGCUGGAGUUGGGAGCAUCUCACCCUCUCUCCUACCCGACCCUCUGGCCCCCCAAGGGGCAGAAGGAAUGCAGGAGUAGGAGUUGGGAUCGAGAACUGCGGAUGCCUCCACCCCUCCCCUCUCCCAGACUCUCCCUCCUGCCCCCUUCCUGCAACUCUCCUUAAUUUUAUUUGGCUUUUUGAUGAUCGUGACUAUUUUUUUUAAUUUUUAAAAUUCAUACAAAAUAUGUGUGUGUAUGGAGCUGAGACAGGCUCGGCAGCGGCACAGAGGAAAGACGAGAAAGACAGAGAGUGGGAGAGAGAGAGAGGCAGAGAGAAAGAGAGAGAGAGAGGGAGAGAGGGAGAGUGACAGCAGCGCCGGAGGGGCCACAACCCCCAGACCUCCAGAAAUGACGUCAGAAUCAUUUGCAUCCCGCUGCCUCUACCUGCCUGGUCCAGCUGGGACCCUGCCUCGCCUGCCCCAAGGCCAGAGGGUUGGAAAUUAAUGAUCAUGAGCUCGUAUUUGAUGGACUCUAACUACAUCGAUCCGAAAUUUCCUCCAUGCGAAGAAUAUUCGCAAAAUAGCUACAUCCCUGAACACAGUCCGGAAUAUUACGGCCGGACCAGGGAAUCGGGAUUCCAGCAUCACCAUCAGGAGCUGUACCCACCACCGCCUCCGCGCCCUAGCUACCCCGAGCGUCAAUAUAGCUGCACCAGUCUCCAGGGGCCGGGCAAUUCGCGAGGCCACGGGCCGGCCCAGGCGGGCCACCAUCACCCCGAGAAAUCGCAGCCGCUCUGCGAGCCGGCGCCCCUCUCAGGCGCCUCCGCCUCCCCGUCCCCAGCCCCGCCAGCCUGCAGCCAGCCAGCCCCCGACCAUCCCUCCAGCGCCGCCAGCAAGCAACCCAUAGUCUAUCCAUGGAUGAAAAAAAUUCACGUUAGCACGGUGAACCCCAAUUAUAACGGAGGGGAGCCCAAGCGCUCGAGGACAGCCUACACUCGGCAGCAAGUCCUGGAAUUAGAGAAAGAGUUUCAUUACAACCGCUACCUGACCCGAAGGAGAAGGAUCGAGAUCGCCCACUCGCUGUGCCUAUCUGAGAGGCAGAUCAAAAUCUGGUUCCAAAACCGUCGCAUGAAAUGGAAGAAGGACCACCGACUCCCCAACACCAAAGUCAGGUCAGCGCCCCCGGCGGGCGCUGCGCCCAGCACCCUCUCGGCAGCCACCCCGGGCACUUCUGAAGACCACUCCCAGAGCGCCACGCCGCCGGAGCAGCAACGGGCAGAGGAUAUUACCAGGUUAUAAAACAUAACUCACACCCCUGCCCCCACCCCAUGCCCCCCAUCCUCCCCCCACACACAAAUUGACUCUUAUUUAUAGAAUUUAAUAUAUAAAUAUAUAUUUUUGGUUCUUUUUCUCUCUUCCUCCUGCCUCCUCCCUUGUUAAUUCCAAACAGACAAAACAGAUAAACAAACAAGCCCCCAACCCUUCUCUCCCUUCCACUGUUAAAGACCCUUUUAAGCAUGUGAUGUCUUAGCAUGGUACCUGCUGUUUUGUUUUUAUUUUUAAGGCCAUUUGGGGAGGGUUAUUUAUUUUUUAAGGGGAAAAAAAAGCUGCAAGAAUUAUAUAUUGCAAGGCACGAUGGUCUGUCUGGUUUGGGGGAAUUUCAGGAGAAAUGAGGAAAAGAAAAAAGGAAAGGGAGAUUUUUAAGCCAAUUCUCCUCCUCCUCCUCCUCCCCCUCCUCCCCCCCUCUUUCCUUAGGCCUUUUGCAUUGAAAAUGCACCAGGGGAGGUUAGUGAGGGGGAAGUCAUUUUAAGGAGAACAAAGCUAUGAAGUUCUUUUGUAUUAUUGUUGAGGGGGGUGGAAGGAGGGGGGAGGACAGAAGACAAAGCUAAAUGCAUCUGGAGAGCCUCUCAGAGCUGUUCAGUUUAAGGAGCCAAAAGAAAAUCAAAAUGAACUUUCAGUUCAGAGAGGCAGUCUAUAGGUAGAAUCUCCCUGUCCCCCCUCCCAACAUUCUUAUCGUGGUUAUUGUGUUUUUGGACUGAAUUUACUUGAUUAUUGUAAAACUUGCAAUAAAGAAUUUUAGUGUCGAUGUGAAAUGCCCCGUGAUCAAUAAUAAACCAGUGGCUGUGAAUUAGUUUUA
Messenger RNA from Dipodomys ordii (Ord's kangaroo rat), 2347 nucleotides. RefSeq names its product homeobox C4 (gene Hoxc4). Bases 715 to 1509 code for a protein of 264 amino acids. Lineage: Eukaryota; Metazoa; Chordata; Mammalia; Rodentia; Heteromyidae. The record is from RefSeq and is a predicted model, not a curated record. Gene Ontology annotation, biological process: anterior/posterior pattern specification; embryonic skeletal system morphogenesis; regulation of transcription by RNA polymerase II. The transcript has 4 exons. Gene Ontology annotation, cellular component: nucleus. Gene Ontology annotation, molecular function: RNA polymerase II cis-regulatory region sequence-specific DNA binding; DNA-binding transcription factor activity, RNA polymerase II-specific.